Cavenderia fasciculata is the source of this 1779-nucleotide messenger RNA. RefSeq lists its product as uncharacterized. The coding region runs from base 1 to 1779 and encodes 592 amino acids. The transcript is spliced from 5 exons. NCBI's taxonomy places the organism in Eukaryota, Evosea, Eumycetozoa, Acytosteliales, Cavenderiaceae. The record is from RefSeq and is a predicted model, not a curated record. Gene Ontology annotation, molecular function: protein binding.
AUGUCUUUUGAAAUUCAUCCAAGACACACUACUACUUCUACUACUCACACUAAAGAUAUAGAGUUAAAUAUGUCGACUACAGAUAGCGAUACACCAAUCAACAUAAAGGUUGUAGUGUUUGGUGAAGAUGUACCAUUGUCAAUGACAAUGAUGCCAAAAGACGAUGUGAUGGCACUUAAAAAGAAGUUACAGGAAGAGUAUGUCACGCAUCCUGAACCAUCGACACAGAAGCUCAUCUUUUCGGGCAGAUGUCUUGAAAACAACCAACAACUCAAAGAAGUCUUUAAACAAAGAGACGCUGAACUUCCACAGAUCAUACAUUUGGUCAUUCGAAAACCAUUCUCCAUGUCUGUCUCCAAUUCCGUUUGCAAUACACCAUUAUUCAAACCAACAGAGUAUCCUGAAACUCUUGUAAAUAAUUUUAAUCGUCAAAAUAAUCAAAAUAACAAUAAUAAUAAUAAUAGUAAUGAAACUACCAAUGGAAUAUCACCAAUGACAUUAUCAAGAGCUUCAACACCUCCUCCUGCUCCUUCUUCUUCUUCAUCAUCUUCUUCUUCUAUGCUUCCUCCACCAGCUCCAUCAGUCACAUCAACCUCAUUUACUUCAUCAAGAUUACCAAAUGUCAUUGUACCUAUCCCUACGACAAAUACUCUUCCUGCUACAUUUAACUUUUUAUCUCCUCCUCAACAAAACCAGAAUAUAUUCUCUCCAAUCAAUAAUAAUAAUAAUAAUACUAAUAAUAAUAAUAAUAAUAAUAAUAAUAACAAUAAUAUUGGAUUAAAUAAUAAUAAUAAUAACAAACAACAACAACAACCAUAUCCAUUCUCUUUCUAUGGACCAUCUCCUCAAUCUUGGUAUUCACCAUAUAUUAAUUCAAUGAAUAAUAAUAAUAUACAACAAGAUCAACAUUUUAACACUGCAUUAUUACAAAUGAUGUUUCAAAUGCAAACUCAAAUUCAAACAAUGCAAUUACAAAUAUCAAAUAAUCAAAAUAAUAUUAAUGGCGAUCCAGCAAUCAUUCAAGAUAAUUUUGCACCUGGAUUGGGUGCGAAUGUUAUACAUCAAAGACCAGUAGCAGCAGCACAACAACAACCUGCAAAUGGUGCAGCACCAGCUGUCGCACAACCAAUAAGAAGAAGAAGAAGAAUCGAUGCAGCAACCAUUAUUGCAUUUGUAUUUAAUAAUGCCUUAAAACUUAUACUGUUUUAUCUUCUUGUUCGAGUUGGAUCACUUGAACGUAUUGCGACCAUUUUAGGAAUAAUCGUUCUCUAUUUUAUAAUUAGUAGACUAUCAUCUGCUAGACCUCAAAUUAGACCCCAAACUCCUCCUCCUCCUAUUCCUCAAAAUGGUGAAAAUCAACAAAAUCAACAAAAUAAUAAUAAUCCUGCUGCCGCAGUUACUGGGCAACAACAACAACAACAACAAGGUGGACUAUGGUUUGAGGUCUCCCAAUUCUUUACAAUUUUAAUAAUGUCAAUGGUACCUCAUUAUGUACCUCCACCUCAACCAGCAGCAGCUGUAGUAGCACCAGUAGCAGAAGUUGUUGAACAACCUGUAGAACCUGUUGUUGCAGAAGAUAAUAAUAUUAACGACGACGACGAAGUUGAUAAUCUUGGCAAUAACGAUACAACAACCCCAAAUACUGAUAUUAACGUUCAUCAUAAUAAUAAUAAUGACAAUGACGAAAAUGAUGUCAAUCACAACAACAGACUCCCUUUGGUUGUAGAACCCAUUGCUGCAAAUGAGUUUUUAAAAAAAAGGUUAGUAUUUAUCUUUUAA